Molecule: messenger RNA, 6910 nt
Organism: Gigantopelta aegis
Lineage: Eukaryota; Metazoa; Mollusca; Gastropoda; Neomphalida; Peltospiridae
Exons: 5
Coding region: 1712-2203 (163 amino acids)
Source: RefSeq, a predicted model, not a curated record
AACAAUAUUUUAUUUCAACUAUAGCAUUAAAUUGAUCAAGUUUUUUUUCACACACAUAUAAUGAACAGCCAGGCUAUUUAUGUCAAUAUGAUAUACCCACAAAGAUAUUUCAAUAAGACAUACAAAACCACUAAAUGGGAUUACUAGGUUUUGGUAGAUAACCAGGUCAGUUUGUGGUAAACAUCCUGUGUACCUUUGUUAAUAAAUUGGCUAAGUCAGCUUUGAACAAAUACCGGUAAUUCCAUUCUUAUAACAAACUGACUCGUAUGUUUAUUUCCAGAAGCUGUUUGAAGUGUCGUAGGUGCGGCAGGUAUUAAACAGAACAUCUAUAUACAAAUACUUCCUGGUAUCGAUUUAUAUUACCCGGUAAGUGUCCUAGGUAAUGGUGGUUAAUCCAUUUCAUGAUGCGUGUGUGUGUGUGUGUGUGAUGAGAUGCCAAAAAGUGUGUGUGUGUGUGGGGGGGGGGGGGGGGGGGGCACACUUUUAUAUUUAUACACAUUUACACUAUUAUAAAGCAAAUAUAAAGCAAAAUAUAUGAAAAGUGGUGAGGCACAUGCUCCCUUGCCCCCCCCCCCCCCCCCGUUUCCACUGAAUGUGAACCACACACUGGGGAGUGUCAGGUCACAACACAAACUUAUCUCUUGCUAAACACUAACAACUAACUACUAAUCCUUGCCCUGAACAGAUAGCUGAGGUGUGUGUCCUGGUCAGCAUGCUUGAAUCUUAAUUAGAUAUAAACAUGAAAAUCAAGCCAAAAUGACAUGAAAUGAAAUUAAUACAAAUUGUUAUCAGCUCCCCCCCCCCCCCACCACCACUAAAAACACAACAACACACAGUUACCCUCACAUCCCACACUAUAGAUAUGUACAUACAUAAUUAUAGUUAAACCAUACUAUAAAUGGCACCUGUCCUUAAACGUGCAUCCCAUGUGUUAAUUCUGUACAUACUGACAUUACAAGAGUGAUAUUUUACCUUAAUAUAAAGACCACCUAAACAUAAGCCCACAUUUAUUUGGUAUUUAGGGUGGCGUUUAUACACAGGUUCAGCUGUACAUGUUGGACCUAAAGGUAUACAUGUGGUAUGAGAAAGUAAACACAAUCGUGCCACACAUUUUUUUUUUUAAUAAGCAGCAAGGGGUAUGUACUCCUCACAGACUGGAGAGUGUGUUAUGGUCAAAGCAGACAAAGGAACAUCGACUAGAAAAUGGUAAAACACUCAAUAGGUCGACUAAAAUUAUAUGUAUAAGUAAAUAUAACUAGUUGUAAUGUACUACUGAGUAAGUGAAUAAGUAGGUGGGUGAUGGACAGAUGGAUGGACGGAUAAAUGGAUGGACUGAUGAGCAGACGAACUGAUGGAUGAAUGAAUGAAUGAAUGGUUUAAUAACACCCUGGAAACUUUCAUUAAAAAUACAAACAUUGGUUAAUAGAAAUAAACAAUAUUUAUGGAAACGAAUUGUGAAACUACAAGACAUCCCAAAGAAAAAUGCGAAAAUAUAUUAGACAAAUUUAUUGAUAUAUUCAAUUUAUGGGCGAGGAUGUUGAUCCAAAUGAUAUCCAAGCUAUCCACAGGUUACCAGGUGAAGACAUCCAGGUGAAGACAUCCACAGGUUACCAGGUGAAGACAUCCACAGGUUACCAGGUGAAGACAUCCACAGGUUACCAGGUGAAGACAUCCACAGGUCACCAGGUGAAGACAUCCACAGGUUACCAGCAUGGCACAAAGAAAGAAGCAAGUCAGAUUUAUGGAUUUCAAUGAUUUAAAGUUGCUGAAAGAAGUUGUGGCCCAAAAUCCUUUCAAGGACAAAAAGUGGAGGACAAUUGCAGCAAUUUUAUCAACAGCAGAAUUUGUAAUUGAUGGCAGACGGGCUAGAGAAAGGACAGAUCUCCUUGUUGAAAAAUUUAAACAGAAAGAGAAUGUGUCAGAAAAAAGUUCUGGCGUGGUUGAGGACUACGAUGAGAAACAAAUGCUCUUACAGGAAAUUACUGAAUUGAUGGAGGAGGAAAUAAGGGUGCAAGAAGAAAACAGGGAACAGAGCAACACACAAGAGAUAAAGGCCAAGGAAAUAAGAAAGAGGGCUUCCUUUCCUGUCAUGGACGGAGGAGGCGGCCGAGGCCGGCUCUUGUGCCUAGAACAACAGGAACUGUUACAAAAAUUAGAAGCUGAGAAACAACAGUCUAUGUUGAUGAUGGAACUGAUAAACUGAAGAAAUGAAUUUGAACAUUUCAUUACAUUUUAAUAAAUAAAUAAAACUAGAAGGUAAUAAAUUAUGAUUGACAUACAUUACAAUUGUUUCUAUUUUAUUAUUAACAAAAUGUUAAAGUUUAUGGUAUAGACCUUCUUAACUGGGUUGUAAUGUAGUUUAAAGUGCAAGAUAUCCCUCAGUGUCGGCGGGUUAACUCCAAACAAUGUUGUUGUUUCACUGCCAUACAAGCAGGUAUGGCAGUUGGUUAACAGAGCUGAUGUUACGUAAUAUUUACCCACUGGUUCAAGGUAGAGUUUAAGAUUUCUUUUUGUAAUCCAAGAAAGCAAACUGAGAAAUGACUUUGCCAAAUGUCCACUCGACAGAAACACGAACCUCUGACAUAGCUUUGUUGAACUGGCGUUCUUCUGCGCUUAAGUUGGCACCUCGAUAAGGGGCCAAUAAGUGAGGCCUUAGAGGAUAAGCCGGGUCACCAUAAAUGCUGUAUACUUCUCCUUCAAGUGUCAUAUGUUCUUCCAGUUGUGGCAGUAAUCCACUCAACCGUAGCAUUCCUGCAUCGUGUCGUUUUCCUUCUAUCGGACCAUAGAGGUUUGCUAUCAUGCCACUGGGUGUGGUAACACUUUGAAACUUCAGACCAUGUACCCUUUUAUGACCAUUGUAACAAAGCUUUUGAUGUUCAUGUGGACUACAAAUCGGUCUAACAGUUCCAUCAACAAAUCCCCAGCAUUUAUCAGGGGAGCCUCACAGCGGGAUACAGCAGCAGCAAAUACUUUAAUCUGACCGGGUAAUAACCAUUCCUGAUUCAAGGUGGAUAACAGGUGUUUUUUGUUGUCAUAAAUGGUAUCCAAAACGGUGUUGAAUAUAUUUGUCUUCCAAAAAUUGGACAUAUAUUAAAAAGUCUACUCGGGUACACCAGGCGCUGAAGCAGAAUGCACAGGGCUUCAAUACCAGAGACAACUGUGCCAUUGUUGCAUAUUAAUUUUUCAGGAAUGUUUAGUAGAUUUGUCAAAUUUGGGAAAUCGGUGCUUUCAAAACGAAACAUAGACCAACAUUCAGAAUUUGAUAAAGAGUUUAAACAAAAAUCUUUCCUGCAUAGCAAAUCGUGUUCCUUUUUUGAUGACAGUAAAUUAUGGUAAAGGAAAUAAUCAUCAUCUUCACAGAGAAGUAAUUCGGUUUCGUCCAUAUUGGAAUAGUGAAUAUCUGUCAAAUUUUAAUUGAUAAUUAUCAAGAAAGCCAGUCCAAUCAUAACGUAGUUUUCAUACAUGUACGUGUACGGACAACAUCGUUUCUAAACAGUGUUUUUACAAGUUCAUUGCGGGUACGUGUAAUGUGACGUCACACGUACCCGUACACGUAGACGUAAUCAAUCUAAACUGGUCUAUUCACACUUAUAUAAACACUGUGACAAAAAGAAACAUUGAAAAUCCAAACCUCAAUAAUGUCCAGGAAAUAGAUGACAGCACUGGCCAUGAAUCUGACAAAAAGAAAGUAUUCAUCAUUAACAGCAGCACUGUGAGACAUCUAAGUGCAAGAAUGGUGCCAAGUGAAAAUGUGAAUGUCUGGGUAAAAACACUACUUGGUGCAAAAAUUGCUGGUGUACACAAGUACUUGGAAACCAAAUGAAAAUGACAUUCAAGGCAAAUACAGGAGUAUUGUUUUACAUGUUGGUACAAACAAUAUUUCAUCUUUCAGCAAAGACAAUAUCAUUGAUCAGUUUGAAAAUCUUAUAACAACAACUCCAACUUUGGUCACACCGAAUGGUCAAGUGUUUCUGUCAAUGAUACUGCCAUGUACCACAAAUGUGUCAAUAACAAACAACAUCGAAGAGAUCAAUGAAUCACUGAAACAUCUCGAUGACACCAUGCAUGUUGAGAUUAUUGACAGCUAUGAACAAUUUGUUAAUCAACAUGGAGAAGUAAAGAGAAACUUGUUAUUUAACCAUUUAACUACACUCAUCCAAACAGAGAAGGAAUGAUCAGUUUUUCAAACACCAUUCUCAGAAGUGUACAUGGUGUGCUGGGAUUACCACUACAUAAUAACAGACAAGAUAAUUUAAACAGGAUGGGAGGUGAAAGUUAAUGAAACCACCCAUCAGUCAACCACAAAUAACACCUGUCAGUCAAUCACAAAUGACACCUGUCAGUCAACCACAAAUGACACCUGUCAGUCAACCACAAAUAACACCCGUCAGUCAACCACAAAUAACACCCGUCAGUCAACCACAAAUAACACCCGUCAGUCAACCACAAAUAACACCCGUCAGUCAACUGCAACCAGUAGCAAUGUUUCCAUGUACUCAUCAGUGCAUCCAAUCAUUUCUCUCCUCACACUGGACUGUAUGGUCCAUGGCCCAGCCAAGAUGUCAGUAUUGUGAUGUGAAGAAAUCAAUAGGAUUGGAUGACAUAGGACCACACUUUGUUAAAUUGGCUACAGCUGUUAUAACCACAUCAUAGUCUUGUAACCAUCAUCAACAAUAACAUAACAUCAUCAUAACUCGAGGUCAACUCCAGAAAGACAUCAAUAGCACCAAUGAAAAAAUAAGAAAAUCAGCACACUCAUCAAAUGUUGAAAUAAUUGACCACUCAGCUCUGUUUGUUAUAGUGAAUGGUGUACCAAAAAAGAACAUGCAACACGACAAAGUUCACCCUGGCAAAUACAAAUCUAUUGUUCUCGCCAAUUCAUUUCUGGAGUCUGUGGGUGUUACAAUUAAAUAUGACCGAGACAGAUCAAGUCGUGAUACCGACAUCCAUCCACAGGUGCAUUCCAGGGAGCACAGGUACACACGGCAAGAAUACCCUUCAUUGCCUUCUGAUGAUACUUGCCACCAUCUAACUAAUGCUGCAACAAAACCGAUAUUCCCACAGACAAACUGAUCAUGUUGAGAGAAACCAGCACCAUCACAAUGAAAGUUAUUACUGUACCAACCAGUCACCCUGUUAACACAGACCUGCAUUCCAAUGAAUGGUCAACAGAUGCCAAACACAUUAUGACACCACUUCCUGUAACUGGUCAUGGGAACAAAUAUAUUUUAACGAGAUCGACAGAGGCAGUAAUAUUGCCUAACCAGGAAGCAGAAACAGUGGCCAAGGCAUUCGUAAAUAAGUUUAUUUGCCAUUUUGGAAUGCCUUUGCAGGUCCAUACUGACCAAGGGACCAACUUUGAGUGAAAACUGUUCAAAGAUGUAUGCUCACUGCUGCAGAUCCACAAGACAAGGACAAGUGGUAUGAAACCACAGUAAUGUUAACGAUUUAACCGUACAUUGAAAAGCAAUGAUGUCAAUGUACUGUGAGAAAAAUCAAAUGAGUUGGGAUGACUAUUUGCCACAGCUACUCAUGGCAUACAGGUCUUCAGUUCGUGCUGCCACAGGCAAACCACCCAAUAUGAUGGGUUUUGGAAAAGAAAUAAUUCUUCCUAUGCAAGCUGUAAUAGAAAGGCUGCAUAAAGAGGCACCUGAAAGAGACAUCAACCAGUACGUUUCAGAUCUUCAACAUAAAUUGAAAGAAGUUAAUGAAUGUGCUAGAAUAUGCACAAUGAAAUCGCCAGAAUAUUGCCAAAAACAGCACUACAAUAUCAGUACCACAGAGAAGACUCUCAAAGCUGGAGAUGCUGUGUUGGUCCACCAUCCUUUCAGGAAAACUGGAGAAUGUCAAAAGCUAACUGCAAGUUGGAAAGCUCCUUUCUGAUUCUGAAACAAACUAAUGAUGUCACCUACCUGGUGAAGAGAUCUCCAAGGCAACAUGCCAAGGUGCAUCAUGCUGACCGCUUGCUACUUUAUAAAGUGAAGAACCUUCCUGUGUGGAUCCGCAGACAGCUGAAGUCAUGUGAAUAAGGAAACAUGCUUGUACCUACCUGACAUUUACAUUUACCAAGUUUUAUUUUGUAUUGUCUCUACACAAUUCCAGGUGAGGUAGCCUACCCAGUCACAGAUCAAUUGAGCGAGGAGUUCCUUGACUUCAGCCUGACACCAGCUGAGGAACUACCACCAACCUGUCUCUCUUUGGACAAAUACUGGAUGCGUCUGGGGAAAAUGACUGUGAUGGAUGGAUCUCUCAGAUUUAAAGAACUUUCGACACUGGCGCUCAUGCUGUCUACUAUUCCAAAUUCUAAUGCUGACACAGAGAGAAUAUUCUCCACUGUGAGGAAAAUCAAGACAGAAAGGCGUUCAGAAUUGGACAAUUCCACGUUGUGCGGCCUUCUCAGCUGUAAAGUAAACAGCACAAGCUAUUGCUAUGAAUCAACAUUUAGUGAAAAAACAUUAGCAUCUGCUAAAUCGGCUACAAAACAAUACAAUGAUACGCAUUUGUAAACAGGACACUCAGAACAGUGAUGUACAUAAAGCUGUAAAAAGAAAAACAUGAAACAUUGUUGGAAAUAUAUUUCUUUGAAAAACAAGUCAAUUUUUAUUUAUUUUGUAUGUAUUUUUAAGUAUGUACUUGUAAAAAACAUUGCUGUAUGUUGUAUGUUGCUAUAAAAUUGGGUUUUUAUAUGUGAAACAAUGUUUUACGUCUUUAUUUAUUGAGUACUGUGAAUCUCCAGUUUUUUUGGCAAAUCUCCUGGGUUUUUUUAUCCCAGUCUCCUGUCAAGCCAGAGUCCAAGGUUGACAGGUCUGGGUACACAUGAAGCUUUAUAGUAUCUGAUGUUUUGUAGAACAUGCAAUAGAAAAUUGAGUGAUUAUUUAUAUGACUAAUUAAUUGUUAAGGGAAUGCUUUG